AUGACAAACAUGUAUUUUUACUGCUCUAAUUAGGUUGGUAACCAGUUUAUAAUAGCAAUAAACCACCUUAGGGGUUUGUGGUGUAGGCUGCGUGCGAUGGCGGUCUAGUUAUCUUAUAAGGGCUGUAUCCAGGCACUCCGCGUUGCGUCGUGUGAAAACAGCCCUUAGCCGUGGUAUAUUGGCCAUAUACCACAUCCCUCGGGUAUUAUAUAUGGAUCUGGGAACAGGUGUUUAUUUAAAAUACACAGGCCACAAGGACUCUAUCAAAUGCGACUCUGCAGCCUCAAUCAUUUUAUGGCGUUGGUGGCAACUAGGCUACACCCUGUUGCUGCACUGUUUACAUUAAAAGCUAUUUCAAACCCAAUGUAUGUGUUGUGAACUGGAACUAAUCGAGGAUGAUGUGUCAGAUAGAGGAAAGAAAAGGCGCAGGGGGACGUAAGGAAUUGAAGGAGAAGCGUGGUCCUGGGGAAAGAGGAUCAAGGACACGCAACAGCGCUAGGGUUGUAUUUGGAAAAGAACAAGUGACAAUGCACCUGCUGGCACCAGGAAGAAAAAUAUACUUUGAUUGCCAACUGAACCACACCUUAGCAAAAACACCGCGUAGCCUACUUUACGCCGAAACUCAUGUUACCGAGGGAGUGUCACGGUCAGAAAAUAGUCUAGUCAAAUUAGUUAGGGACAAGUAGACUGUUUAUUCAAUUUAUUUCACAACCGUAAAAAGGAAAAUGUUAUCGUAAAAAAAAACAUGUCAAGACCUAGUGUACACCUGAACGUUGAUUGGAUCGUAACUGAAACCUCCCCGGCAGACCCUGACUGGAGUGAUAUCGUUGUGACAAUGGUUGGCAGGGAAGUUACCUUACCCUGUGUUGAUUGGCCUCUCACGGGUUCUGUGAGCAUUAAUUGGAAGAUGAAGUCUCCUAGCGUGGACCACUGGAAACUGGUCCUCUCGGCCAAUGAGAGGCAGCAGUUCUCGGGGGCAGCCUCAAAGGCUUCCAUGCGAUUGGUUGACUCAAACUUUCAGGAAACUGGGGACUUCUCUCUGCUGUUCAUCCCCAAAAUGGAGGAUAAGGGUCGCUACUCCUGUCUGAUUAUACAGCAACAGAAGAAACUGAGAGAGAAGAUCAUACUAUUAGCCGUCCUCACAGUCUCUAUCUUUCCUUCAGCCACUCUCCCUCAGCACAGCACACUGCGUCUGAUGGCAGAAGUGUCCCCCGCCUCCGCCGUUUCCGAGGUAACCUGGCUGUCCCCUGGUGGGAAGCCCCUACGAUUGGCAAGGAGGUCAGGGGGGGGUGUUGCCAAGCUGCCCCAGAUACGCCUCACUGACCAGGGGGUAUACAUCUGCCAGGUGUACCCAAGGGGUAACAGCAGCUCCCCUAUGUUCCCCUUCACUGUGGACCUCCGCGUGGAUGGUAUGAAUGUGGCCUCGUUCACCAAUAUAAGCCAUAGUGCUCAGAUCUCUAUGGCCAGUCUCACCCAGACCCCUCUCACCCUCGCCUGCCCUCCGAUGCAGGGCGACUAUGUCCUGCUCUAUUGGAAGCCCCCAGACAGCAGAAACAUCAACACCACACCCCUGGUCUACGGGUACGACCGCUGGAGGGACCGCACAGAGCAGAGCAAGACUCAUGCCCAGCUGAGCCUGGACGGGCCAUUGUCUACCCCAAAAGACGGUUUCUUCUCCUUCCUGCUGAGCCCGGGGCUGAAUGACGGAGGCCUCUACAUGUGUGAGGUCUUCCUCAAUGACAACGUGUUCAGCCAGUGGACCCUACUUAGCAUCCUCCAAGUGAAAGCCAGACAUUCUCCAUCAGCCCUGGUCCUGACGUGUCAGUAUACAGAGCGCUCCCAGGUGAAGCGGGUGGUGUGGAGCCACCAGAACCAGAGUCGCACACUGAAGUGGAGCUCCUCUGGCCCGGGUCACCUCAGCACCGAGGUCCCCCUGUCCCCCACCCAGGACACGGCUGGGAACUACACCUGCACCAUGCUACUGCGGAACGGACAGGCGGUCAAGGCUGUUUACACCGUCAAACUGCCACCGAAAGACAACACAGAGAGCACUACUUCUAUCUCUCCUCCUCACCCAGAGAGCAACAGUGCCUCGCUCCUUCCCUUCCUCUCUGCUUCAUUGCUCCUGGUGCCCCUGGUUGCCGCGGUUGCUGGUGUGUUGCUAUGGAGACAGAAAGACAUUUCUCGCCGUGGUAUUGAACAGUCUCUCUCCCACUACUCCGGGGAAGUGGAAAAUAUCUAUGAGAAUCCUGAGGAUGUCAGACAGACUUCCCCCCAGGGUUCAGUGUACAUGGACCUGAAGCCCAGAGUGGAGGAUGAUGUCUAUGAGAAAUUGGAUCGAUACAAAUCAUGCAGCCUUCUGGAGACCUCCACAUCUCAGGAUUUAUCAGCAAAAGCUUGAAGCAGUCUGUUCAGUAUAUGGACAUUUACAGUGCCUUGACUUUUUUCACAUUUUGUUGUGUUACAGCCUAAAUGGAUUAUGUUGAGAUUUUAUGUCAUUAGCCAACACACAAUACCUGAUAAUGUCAAAGUGUAAUUAUGUUUUUUGACAUUUUACAAAUGUAUAGAAAAUGUCAAGCUGAAAUUUCUUAAGUCAAUAAGUAUUCAACCCCUUUGUUAUGGCAAGCCUAAAUAAGUUCAGGAGUAAAAAUUUGCUUAACAAGUCACAUAAGUUGCAUGGACUCACUCUCUGUGCAAUGAUUUUGA
This is a messenger RNA of Oncorhynchus mykiss (rainbow trout), 2706 nucleotides long. It is a transcript of the gene g6f-like-a, whose product is annotated as G6F-like-a protein. Gene Ontology annotation, biological process: positive regulation of ERK1 and ERK2 cascade; interleukin-15-mediated signaling pathway; T cell activation. Gene Ontology annotation, cellular component: external side of plasma membrane; membrane raft. The record is from RefSeq and is a predicted model, not a curated record. Gene Ontology annotation, molecular function: protein tyrosine kinase binding; MHC class II protein binding. Lineage: Eukaryota; Metazoa; Chordata; Actinopteri; Salmoniformes; Salmonidae.